GCCUCUAGAUCAGUUGGUUGCAACCCCAAGCAAAAGCGUGGAACCAUCAAAAUAAUAGGGAAUAUGAAAGAAAAAAAUCCUUCAACAAUUCAAUAUGAAACUGGAUUUCACACUGGGAUUCUGUCACGUCGCCGCUCACGAAAUUGAAAAAACAAAACAAAUUCAAGGUUUUAAAACGAGUUUGAACUUUAUUUCCACUGUUAGUAGAGGUUGGUGAGCGCCGGUCAAAGUCCCCUUGGCUCUGGCGGCUUCCCGGAGCGCGGCACCGUCGGACCGGCUGCAGGAGAGCUCUUGCCUCGGGCACCUCACCUCACACAACCUACUCCGGGAGUCGGUGUUGGUCGGCGCCCACACACGCCGGCUCUUGGCACGGGUUUUUUUUGCAGAAUCCGCAAGCAUUGCCACUUUUCAUUUCACUGCACAUCUCGUAUGCGUAUGUGACAAAUAAACUCGUUCAAGAAGGAACUGCAGAUGCUGGAAGAUUGAAGGCUGACUGAACAUGCAAUACUACGUGGGGAUUGAUGUGGGGACUUCAAGUGUACGGGGAGCACUUGUAGACCAGAAUGGUAAAGUGGUGGUGCAGGCAGAACAACCAAUCCAGAUCUGGGAGCCACAGCCAGAUUACUAUGAGCAGUCUUCUGCUGAUAUCUGGGCAGCAUGCUGUGCUGUUUCAAAGAAAAUCGUUCAGUCGGUUGAUCUGAGUCGUAUCCGAGGUGUUGGGUUUGAUGCCACCUGCUCGCUUGUUGUACUUGAUGAAAAAUUUGAACCCUUAGCCGUGAAUGCAGAAGGGGUGAACAACAGGAACAUUAUCAUGUGGAUGGAUCAUCGAGCAGUUGUUCAAGUAGACCGAAUAAAUCAAACAAAGCACUGUGUGCUACGCUAUGUGGGCGGAGUGAUGUCUCCAGAAAUGCAGCCACCUAAACUUCUUUGGCUAAAAGAAAAACUGCGAAGCAUUUGCUGGGAAAAAGCUGGUCAUUUCUUUGAUCUCCCUGAUUUUCUGUCUUGGAAAGCCACAGGUGCAACUACAAGAUCUCUUUGUACCUUGGUUUGUAAAUGGACUUACUCUGCACAAACAGGCUGGGAUGACAGCUUCUGGAAGCAGAUUGGACUUGAGGAUUUGACAGUCAACAAUCAUUCAAAAAUAGGGAAUCAUGUGUUGUCUCCUGGCAGCCGAGUGGGAAAUGGCUUGACAUCAGUUACCGCUCAAGAGUUGGGACUGCCCAAGGGAAUUGCUGUGGCAGCAUCUUUGAUCGACGCCCAUGCUGGAGGUUUAGGUGUGAUUGGGGCAGAUGCAAGAGGUUCCAAAUUGCCUUGUGAGAACAUGCCAAUUACUACAAGGCUUGCUCUCAUCUGUGGAACAUCCUCCUGUCAUAUGGGGAUUAGUAAAAGUCCAAUAUUUGUGCCUGGUGUUUGGGGCCCUUAUUUCUCUGCUAUGGUACCUGAUUUAUGGUUAAAUGAAGGUGGACAAAGUGCUACUGGAAAACUGAUGGACCAUGUUGUUAAAAGUCAUGCUGCAUUCCCAGAGCUGGAGUCCAAUGCGAAGGCGAGUGGGAAAAAUGUCUACAUGUACUUAAACUGUCACCUGGAGUCCAUUAAAAAGUGUUCUGCUGUGGGCAUGCUAACAGUUGAUUUACAUGUUUGGCCUGAUUUCCAUGGCAACAGAUCUCCCUUAGCAGAUCCUACACUAAAGGGCAUGGUAACUGGAUUAGCACUGACUAACAGUCUUGAUGAUCUUGCUAAGCUUUACUUAGCUACAGUUCAAGCAAUUGCACUGGGAACCCGUCACAUUUUGGAAACAAUGCAGAAUGCAGGACAUCAAAUCAAUACUCUCUUUAUGUGUGGUGGAUUGAGCAAGAAUCUCCUGUUUGUCCAAAUGCAUUCGGAUAUUUCAGGUAUGCCGAUUGUCCUUGCCGAGGAGGUGGAGUCAGUUUUAGUGGGUGCUGCGGUUUUGGGAGCGUAUGCCUCUGGUGACUUUAAAUCUAUACAGGAAGCUAUGGAAAAAAUGGGAAAAAUUGGAAAAAUAAUUCAUCCAGAUCUUGCACAAAAGAGGUAUUAUGACAACAAAUACAAAGUCUUCCUGAAACUUGCUGACCACCAGAAGGAGUACAGAGCUAUAAUGCAAAACAUCUGAUAGCUACAGCAUACUGGAGGAAAUGGCCAGAGUUCAUUCGAUAUAUUUUACUACUUUCCAUGUGAAAUUACUGUUAGUAGAUCACAACCUUUGGGUUUUUUUUAAUGAAAAACAUGCUGUGUAAAACAUGAACUUAAAUUUUGGAUUCAGUUGGAAUAAAUGUUACAUUGUGUAUUCUCAAUAAAAAAAAUAUUUAAUAUGUAAACAGUUGAAAU
Messenger RNA from Leucoraja erinaceus (little skate), 2346 nucleotides. RefSeq names its product FGGY carbohydrate kinase domain containing (gene fggy). Gene Ontology annotation, biological process: carbohydrate metabolic process. Lineage: Eukaryota; Metazoa; Chordata; Chondrichthyes; Rajiformes; Rajidae. Bases 500 to 2131 code for a protein of 543 amino acids. The transcript has 17 exons. The record is from RefSeq and is a predicted model, not a curated record. Gene Ontology annotation, molecular function: kinase activity; phosphotransferase activity, alcohol group as acceptor.